AUGAUUCAAGUUGGAAUAUGGCUUAUUGCCUCGGCACUGAUACUCAUUAUCGUCAUGAGCAUAUUGGCUGCCUGGAAACUUCGGAAACAGAGUAUGAAACGGAAAUUGAUCAAAGCGAGACUGGACUACUUCAAUAACGGAAAUUCGGUGACUUUGAAUCCAGAUGUGGCUGUGAGUGAUCAGGCUGAGUUACUGCCGUACUUGAAGAAAUACGAGUUCCCUCGAAGUCUGCUUACACUGGGUGACAUACUGGGAAGCGGGGCAUUCGGAGUGGUGAGAAAAGGACAGGCGAAGACCAUUCGCAGUCGGGAAGUUGUGACGACAGUCGCUGUAAAGACGGUCCGAGCGACAGCCAGUCUGGACUGCAUGACAGCCCUUCUUAGAGAACUCAGGAUCCUCUGCUACCUCGGUGAACAUUUGAACCUCGUCAGUCUUCUCGGUGCCUGCACGAAAAAUCUAGAAUACGGCCAGCUGUUCGUCAUCGUAGAAUUCUGUCGUUUCGGAAAUCUACAUGACUACUUGUUGCGUCAUCGACGUCGCUUUGUGAAUCAAUUGGAUGCCGAUACUGGAGAGAUCCGUGAUCAAAACCAAGUUGGAGAUGUGAUCGAACCCAACGAUCAGAGUGAAGGAUCAGGGCCACGGUGCAAUGAAAAUCUAGAGGUAGGCGAAUCCAGUGAUGGCAGUGAUUCUAGCUGCGUAGGUGUGACGGCAGACGGCGUCGUGACUGACACGGAAUCAGAGAAACCAAAGCUGAGAUUGAGAUACCCGGGCGAUUACACCGGAAUCGAUACAGAUCCGAUACGCACGCGAGACUUGGUGUGUUGGGCUUGGCAAAUUUCACGUGGCAUGCAGUAUCUCAGUGCAAAGAAGAUAUUGCACGGGGACUUGGCGGCCAGAAACAUUCUCCUCUCGGAUAAUAAUGUUGUAAAAAUAUGCGACUUUGGCCUGUCGAAGUCUCUCCGUGACGAAGAGAACUUUAAGAACAACGAGGGUGGUCCCCUUCCGGUGAAGUGGAUGGCUAUCGAGUCUCUCAGAGAUCGAGUAUUUUCAACGAAAUCGGAUGUUUGGUCCUACGGAGUCGUCUUGUGGGAACUCUUCUCACUUGGCAAUACUCCGUAUCACGGGAUAAGGCCGCACGAUAUGUGCCAAACUCUGAUCGACGGUUAUCGUAUGGAGCGACCGGAGUACGCGCCUCAGAGUUUAUACGAUUUAAUGUCAAGCUGCUGGAAGGAGGAACCAUCGGAACGACCUUCGUUCGAAUCUCUCGCCUGGAAAGUUGCUGAGAUGAUAGACGAGCACGUGAAAUCGUAUUAUCUUGACUUGGGCAAUCCUUACACUGAGAUGUACGCUGAUGCCUGGAAACGUGAGAGGGAGACCGUGAUUCACGGCGAUGAACCUGCUGUCUGUGAAGAGACUCGGCUUUGAACGUAACCGUAAUGUCACCGUAAACGCCUUCCCUGCCGAAAAUGUUCAUGUGAUGAUUCAUAAGAUGUUACAACUGAAAUCAUUGUGUAAUUCAUCACAAGAUUUAUCUUGUAAAUUCGAGAAAAAUAUAUACAAAAUCACGUAAUAAAUUACAAAAGCACGAAUCACGAAAUAUGCUAUAUCAAAAAUUUUUAUGAUUCGUGUUUUCGUGAUGCAUUACGUCAUUUUUAUACAUUUUUCUCUAAUUUACAAGAUGUAUCAUAUAAUAAAUUACACGUCAAUUUCAGUCAUAGCAUUAUAUGAUUCAAGACAUGGUCAUUUUCAGUAGGUUUACUAGUUCAUGAAUAAUCAGAUUGACUCCAUCAUCACUUCACUAACUGAUCAAAAGGAGCUAUCUGAACAAUUUUGGGUAACAUAGUACAAGUUAAGAAAUUAGAAAUAAUUACGUUUGAACUUUUUGAAAAAAUUCUUAUGAUAGAAGAAUUUUAAUGCCUAAAACGUAAGAAGAUUAUACAAAAAUAAAUAAAUAAAAUAAGAAAAAGUGGUAAAACUUUGAAGAUGACUUCAACAAUGAGACGACCGUUCUACAGUACUUACCUCUGUCGCGUUACGUUGCCGACAGUAAAGCGCAUUUCGUAACAACACGUACAUUCAAAUUUGACACUGUGAUCAGUUCACAAAAUCAGUGAACUUUCAGAUUUUCUAAUAUUCAUCUAUUCA
This is a messenger RNA of Neodiprion fabricii, 2145 nucleotides long. RefSeq names its product vascular endothelial growth factor receptor 1-like. The record is from RefSeq and is a predicted model, not a curated record. Gene Ontology annotation, cellular component: signaling receptor complex. NCBI's taxonomy places the organism in Eukaryota, Metazoa, Arthropoda, Insecta, Hymenoptera, Diprionidae. Bases 1 to 1425 code for a protein of 474 amino acids. The transcript is spliced from 8 exons. Gene Ontology annotation, biological process: positive regulation of kinase activity; multicellular organism development; cell surface receptor protein tyrosine kinase signaling pathway. Gene Ontology annotation, molecular function: ATP binding; transmembrane receptor protein tyrosine kinase activity.